UAUAAAAACAAGUUGCAAACUUAAAUGCUUCUUCUCGUCUGAUAUCUGAUCAAAUAGAUCAGACUUUAGAGUUUUGACUUGCAUUUUAAUGAGACGUUCAUGUGAUAAUCAGUUCAACAACCCGUAACAAGAUGAUUGAAUGAGAAAAAAGUUUCAUGAUUCUUGCCUGAUAUCCCCACACUUAUAACCGAGAAUGUACAACGAAUGUGUACUUUUGUAAUCGCCUUCUGUCAAAAUCAUUGCAAAAUUUUCAGUGCUGUGAAUCGGAUGUGAGACAUUUUUCUUUGAAAAGUUGAAAUUUUACAACUCCAAAAUAUGCAAUAUUGACCCCCGCGGUCGAAGAUACAACAACCCUUGUGGUGCAUUACUUUACAAGCACAAAAAUGAAAAACAGAAAGACUAUUUGUUGGCUACUGGUCGUGAUUGGUUGGACGGUUCUGGUGAAUUCAGGGGAAGUGUCGACGAAUGGGGUUUCCCAAAACAAUGCACUGAAUGCGACGGUUUCGCAAAUGAUUCAAGCACUGGGAGACACCCAUGGUGAUAGCAGCCAGGAGCAUUCGAAACGGGGUCGAAUCUUCGCACGGAAAGGAGUUGAUAUAAAUGGCAUAACGUCGACCUCGGCACCAAAUGUUGAAACAGCGCUGAAAGCUAGCGAUGCGAAACAAUCAAGCAACGUUACGACGGCAGCUUCGACGCCGCUAUCGCCGAUGCCUCAGGUAAACAACACAGAUAAUCCAGUUGUAGCAAACCAUAAUGCUACAGCCAACUUGACGACGCUUGCGGAAACAAAUGCAACUGCAGUGCCACCACCUGCUGCGAUCAAUGCAACUACAAGCAAUAAUGCAUCUGCGGUGGUAACAAAUUCUUCCUCCACUGCGACUACGAAUUCAACAACGUCCACGACGCCGCCGUCAACGACAACAACGUCAACGUCGACUACCACCACCAGCACGACAACAACAACAACAACAUCAACCACAACAAAACCUCCAAAAAAGCCAAAAAUCACCUACUCGGUCGACGACGAACCGAAACUUCUCCAAGCGGCCAAACCCGGCUACAACACGGGAUCCACCGUCAGCGAUGCCAACGGACGCCUCCACGUGGAGGAACCCCUGGCCGAGCUCUCCCAGGAGUACAUCCCGCCGGCGUUGAUGGGACCGCCCCGUGGCCACCGGGAAUACGUCGUCCCGGUGGUGACCCUGAUCUUCGCCAUCCCGCUCCUGAUGGGACUGUUUCUGCUGUCGUACCGGCGGGCGAAGGAGUUCUGGCUGACGCGGCACUACCGCCGGAUGGACUUCCUCGUGGACGGGAUGUACAACUACUAGUUGGGAACUGGCAUUUUGGAAGCAGGUUCGUGCAGUGGUCAAUGGUCACCUCAUCGCAGAAUAGUUUUUUUGUCUGACAAUAAAUUUCGGAUUUCUUUUUUUCUUGAAAUGUGCAAUACACCAAUAUCCGGUGUUCGUUGACUGUUGCACGCGAUCUGCUUUAAAUUCGCAUUUCUAUCCAAGCAACCGUGCGGAAGGUGGCGAAGAUUUUCCUGCCAAUAAGCAAGUUCUGAUUUUUUUAUUAAAAAUUUUAACAUUUUUAUUUCAAAUCUCUUUAAAAACUAUACUAGCCUUAGCUAAACAUACCCUUGCUCGUAGUAACUACGUAAUUGGACAAUGCUCACUCACACAGGUAUUCAAUUAAAUAAGCAAAAAUAAUCGGAAAAAUGUAAAUCAAGUAGAAAUCGGAAUAAUCUUAUUACUUUAGGAGCGAAGUGCCUUUUCGAUAAAGAAUAAUACGUACGUUAGGUGGAAUGUAAUCCGUAAACAAAGACAAACUAGCCAAAUGUUUAAAAAUGAUGUCUUCUUUGAUAACAACAAAAAAUAAUGUGUAAAAAAACGUUAGACUCCAUUAUUUUGAAUCGAUUUUCCUCCUAUCUCCAAAGUUCGAGUAGAAGAGUAAGGCACUCAAUUGGCAGAUUUUUGGUGGAAUUUGUAUUAAGAAAUUCAAAAUCAAGACACAGGGAUGCAAUGGAAACUAUCUGAAAAAGUUGUGAUUUGUUAUUGUUUUUUUAUAUAUCUAUUGUAUGAAAUAAUUUGUAGAGAGUGGUACUAAUAAACGAUAAUUUGAAUAA
Messenger RNA from Armigeres subalbatus, 2122 nucleotides. RefSeq lists its product as uncharacterized. Bases 384 to 1328 code for a protein of 314 amino acids. The transcript has a single exon. The record is from RefSeq and is a predicted model, not a curated record. Lineage: Eukaryota; Metazoa; Arthropoda; Insecta; Diptera; Culicidae.